AUGAACACACCCACCGAAGAUAAACAAACUGAUAGUCGGAAAUUUUUUAUUCAAAAGUGUAUUCAGCCCAACUGCAGUCAACUGACUAAUAAUAAUAAUAAUAAUUUGUCAACAGAACAAGGUGCAGGUGACCUGGAGAUCUGUACAUUGACGAACAACAUUGACGAAAUGGAUAAUAAUAAUAAUAAGAAACCAUCCGGUGGAAGAUCAUGGACAAGAAGUAAAAGGAUAUCACUUGGCUGCCUUGAAUGGCGUUCACGUGGACCUACUCGUCAGACAACCGAUCUGGGAUCAUGUAAUCGUAUAAACUACAUCACUCGGACUGGUUCAUCACAUGGUUGUUGUGCAGUACACAGUGAAGACGAUUAUGCAUACACUAAUGCGGAGGUGGAGGAGGUUUCAAAAAUGAAAGUUAAAAACUUUUCCCCGAAGUGUAGACAAUCCGGUGCAGACAAUCUACUCCAACGUCUACGUAGACGUUCUUUCUCACGGGAUAAAAAUAAUAAACGUGACAUUAACAGCAGAUCAAAUUCUCCACGCUCAGUAUACUCCUAUGAAAGUUGUACAGAGUUGGAAGGAAACUGUGCACCUACUGUUGGUGGCAAUAACUAUUCAUUAUUAUUAUUACAAAUGAAUAAAUGCAAUAAUAAUCUGUCGGUUACAAAUCUACUUCCUCAGAUGUCGUUAUCAAGAAGUGUUCCUGAAUUGAAAAGUCAUAACUGCUUUAUCGAUUCUUCUUUGUCUUCGUCGUGUUUAUACCAUGAGAUGGAGAAAUCUUUGCAUUAUUUGAAAAAUUAUGAAAAUACAUCUACGUAUCAGUGUAGUUUUAUGCCUUCUAAUAAAAUUGCUAAUAAUAAUAAUAAUUCAAUAGAGCUGACCAGUACUUCUCCUCUGUCGAUAAAGGAGAAUUCCUCAACUAUUGCUAAACAAUACUGUCAAUCAAACCUCGAACCUCCGCCUCCGCCUCCGUGUAGCCUACUGAUGAACACUUCUCAUUAUGCUGUGAAUACUUCUGCAUGUGAUUCAUCUCACUUAGGCUUCAAUUUAGUAGUAGAAGAUGCAGAGGUUCCACAGACAAUGAAAUAUUCCGAUUCACUUGUGUUAUUCAGUAGAGAGGGACAACAACAACAACAGCAACAACAACAGCGAUAUGACUUCUCUUCGAAUCCGUUAGUCGCCUCUAUAUAUUCUGAAGUUUGUCCCAAUUGUCGUUAUAAUAAUCCAGCCUUUCCAAUGAACAGUAACAAUGAUACCGGGAAGCAGUACAAUUCUUAUGGACGUACAAAUUGUUUAAAGCAUUCAGGAGUAUGCGAUUCUAACAACUUGUCUGAUACCUGUUCGGACAUGAAGACAUCCGGUGAGAAACCCGCCAACAUGCAAAUCGCCAAUUUGAAUACAUCAUCAGUUUCCAGCAGUUAUACACCUACGAAUGCAACAAACAAUUUAUCCAAUGUCGACAACAAUCCGUCGCAUUAUCAAACAUUAAUAAACACUGGCGUUGAUAACACAGAUCUCCACUUUCAAACACAGCAUAAUUCAUCGUGUCAGUCACUACGUCCAGAUUCGCUUCUCUCGACGUCUACUACAACGACACGCGAAUCAUCGUCAUCUUAUUCUGAUUUAUCGCCUAACUCCAUGUCAUCGCAUGAUUCAGCAUUGGGCGGUGGAGGCAAAUCACAAUCUGACAAUGCUGGAGUGCUGAAGAAGACCAUGUGUCCUGUUACAGUUACUGCUACAACUGCAAAUUGUCCAAAAACUAUUGAACAUAUGAAGUAUGUCAAGUCGGCGGAUAUCGUAGCCUGUGUCACCAGCUCUGUAAUGGAUCAUAAUAAAAAUAAUAUAAACACUCAGGAUUUCUGUCACAUUCCCCCAAUGUGUUUACCUCCCUCGGGAAAUUACUCUUGUUCACAUACCACACCGCCUACACCAAUCAGACGUCCAUGGUUGGGGGAUAAUAAUAAUACAGAACAAAUGCCGUCUGGUAGAAGUCGAUCCGGUGAUGGACAACAAAAGAAGCCUUCAGUCUAUGUGAAUGCAUCAUCAAUAUGCAGUGCAAUUCCUGAAAUGCUGCUGCAUCAGCAUCCUCCUGACAGUAAUGGUGGAUAUAAUCGUCGAAUUAGUCGUCGAAUAAGAGAUCGCCAACAAAAUUCUUACGAAAAUGCUGCGGCUUUAGUAAAUAUUGAUCCCACGAGUACAUCUACAGUUGAUAAAGCUGUAACUACAAGUAAUAAUAAUAGUAAUAAUGCAUCAAAUCCACAAAUCCCAUAUUGGACACGCUUAUUACCCUAUCGAACAUCCACAGUACCACAGAAUUUAUCUGGUCGACUACGAAAGUCUGAAACACUGCCAAAUGAUUGGGCAACCAAUAGUAGUAGUAGUUAUGAUUUAGAGCAUGAGAAAAAAUUUCCUCCUCCCCUACCUACCAAGUCUACAUCAUAUCAGUUACAACCACACACUUUGAAUCAAAAUGCUCACCAGUUAGAUGAGUCGAAACCACACUCUUUUAAUCAAUAUUCUAAUAAUGAUGAUGAUACCGGUAUCAAUAAUGGUAAGGGAGGCAAUAAUACUAAAUCAGCACAACCGCCCAGACCACCAAUACGAACAAGUUCACAUAGUGCUGGUGGUAGUGGUGGUGGUAGUGGUAUAUCACGACAAACGCCUAUGACACAGGCCUCGGCAUCCGCAUCCCCAUGUUGUCAUCAUCUCAGUUGUCAAAAACAACGUGCUCAAGGAUUAUUAAAUUCGUCUACAAACAAUGUCAAUGAUGAGGGUAUUAAUGAAAGUCCAGUACUCUGUCGAUACUCCCAACUUUACUGCUUGAAUACACAAACUAAAAUAAACAGUUGUCAGCAUAAUUCAGCAUCUUCCCAGGAUUAUCAUUCUACUUCACCACCGCAGCAGCAUAAUCCGAGAAAACAUCCGCCUUCUGUGCAUUAUUCGCCGCACCAUUAUUCGCCUUAUGAACAUCAGCACCCUCCUCAACCUCAUCACCAUCGCCAACAGUUUAUUCAGUGUCCCAUUCUUCAGUCCCAUUCAAAUCCGUCUAGUCAAAGGAAUCACUGUGAUCAACUAGUUGAACUGGAUAUAAAGAAAUUAGAAAUUAACGGAACGUAGUCUUACUUACCCACCAACCACCAGCAGUGUACGCUGCGCAUACAACUAACUAACUAACUAACUAACUAUGCCGUGAUGACAGUGAAACUAUGCCUAUAUUGAUUUUUGGUUGCUUACCUCACUUAUACCAUCCACCGAUGAACCCACCGAUGAACAGUAGUCAACACACACAAACACACACAACACUGUGGAUCAACCAAUCGAUAGAUACUUCAUUUGAUUUAGACAGAAGACCAGUAGUAGUAGUAGUUCAGCGAAGAAAGAGUCUCUGUUUUCGGCGGCGACGGCGUCGGCGGCGAAUUCAUUUUCAUAGCUUUGUACAACCGGAAUAGCUUUCCUUGUGGCGCAACAUUGAGAGUAGCGUUUUUUCUCUAGUCGCCCCCUUGUUGUGUAUAUAUCGGUCAGUUCACCGGUUGUCGUGGAUCCAGCCAGGUACACUAUCCAGCGUGUGUGGCUGCAGAAAGGAAGUAAUGGCAUGCAUAAGGAGUGCAAUAAUCGAACAUCUCGUCAACACAAACAACAGGUCAACAACAAACGCCUCCUGCUUCAAAGUAAUCUGCCUACAAAGUGAAGAACAACCUGCCAAAGACAACAAUACGUUUCCGUCUUCUUUGCAUUGCAGAAGCCCUAGCCAUUCAGUUGGAAGAACCAGAAUUAUGCAUACAAAAGAAAAUUAUUCAACCCCACUUCUACUCUCAUGGUAACAACUCUGUUGAUUUUAUUUUAAACUUUUGUUUGUAUGCUUAUUUUUCUAACUACUUAAAACCCUUGUGUAAUUCCGUAUGCUAUUUUUUGUUUCCAUGUACACACACAUCCUGAGCACAACUCUUUCAUCAAACUAUUCACGUUGUUAUUACGUAACUCUCUUUUUUUAACAAUCGUUUGUGACAACUCAUCAUCACUUUUGUUACACUACCCUCUUAUAUAUCAACACAUCCAAUUCUCAUCUGAACUUACUAAUUUUGUAUUUUCGUUUGACAAAUUUAAUGUACACACACACAUACAAAACAACCAUGCAUCAUAUAUUUGUGAUUGUACAGCUAUGAAAAUGAAUUCGCCGCUGACGCCGCCGAAAAGAGAGACUCUUCGCUGAACUACUACUACUGGUCUUCUGUCUAUUUUUCAUUUGAUUUCACGAGUGUGUUUGUUUCUAUCAAAAUCAAGCUGUAUGAAAUAAUAAGCACUGCUACCGGUUGAUAUCUACACAUGCCUGAUUUCCAUGUUUGCCUUUUAUUAUUAUUGUUAUUAUUAUUUUUUAAUAAUUUGUACACUAUUUCACUAUUUCCACAAAUGACAGCCUGUUUCUUUCUCAAUGAGAAAAAGUUCAACUUAACUGGGAACCAUCGAAAUCGGCACUUUUUUUUCUUGAUUAUCACGCUUAAAACUCGAGGACUGUUUAUAGACACCUCUUUUUCUUUGAUUAUUAUUUCUACAAUGUGUGGAUGAUGUGAUUUCUUGUAACGUUUUUUUUUUGGCACUUUCCCUCC
Messenger RNA from Trichobilharzia szidati, 4601 nucleotides. The record is from the annotation of a GenBank genome assembly. NCBI's taxonomy places the organism in Eukaryota, Metazoa, Platyhelminthes, Trematoda, Strigeidida, Schistosomatidae.